UAAGUGCAAACACUGUCUACUGUCUAAUAAGGCCUAACUUACGCGGCGGUGGGUUCCAUUAAAUCUAUUUUAGUAGUGAUAAGUGGAGGUGACCGUUGACACAGCAUCGCGCGUGUCCGCUGACCGGGCGCAUCUAUUUUCAGUUCUGGAGGGGGAGGAAGGUGUGCAACUCACCCCCAUCCGCGCUCAGAGGUGGGACAAACCGAACUCCCCUAUCGUUUGACGCUGGAUAGCUAACCCGGAAACAGCGGCAGCAAAUCGCUGUUCCCUUUCUUUGAGCCCGUACCGCUGCUUGUAGCGUGGUGUCCAGCCGACGGUUGCCGUGUUUCUCCGCGAGCAUCAAGAGGCUGACCUCUGCUGGAGGACUGUGACCCCGGGGCCACCUGCCAGGCCGGGCCUCCCUGCUCCUGCCAGACACACAGCUCCACUGCUGGUAUCAUAACAUGGGGAACCUACUGAAAGUUUUGACAUGCACAGAUCUGGAACAGGAGCCCAAUUUUUUCCUCGAUUUUGAAAAUGCCCAGCCCACAGAAGCAGAGCGAGAGAUUUGGGAAGAGGUGGAUGUGGUGCUGAAGGACGCGAAGGCGAUCCUGGACGAGUUGCAGGCCUACAAGGGAGCGGGGCCGGACAUCCGAGAGGCGAUCCAGAAUCCAAACGAUGAGGCGUUGCAGGAGAAGGCGUGGGCGGCCGUGGUCCCCUUGGUGGGAAAGCUGAAGAAGUUCUACGAGUUCUCGCAGAGAUUAGAGGCAGCGUUGCACAGCCUCCUGGGUGCUCUGACCAGCGAGACUUACAGCGACCCGACUCAACACCUGGAGCGGGAGCAGGCGCUGGCCAAGCAGUUCGCAGAGAUCCUCCACUUCACGCUGCGCUUCGACGAGCUUAAAAUGACAAAUCCAGCCAUUCAGAAUGACUUCAGUUACUAUAGGAGAACACUGAGUCGAAUGCGGAUCAACAAUGUACCGGCAGAAGGUGAGAAUGAAGUCAACAAUGAAUUGGCCAAUCGGAUAUCUCUCUUCUACGCCGAUGCCACGCCCAUGCUGAAGACGUUAAGUGACGGCACAACGAAGUUUGUUUCUGAGAACAAGAACCUGCCCAUCGAGAACACGACGGACUGCUUAAGCACGAUGGCGAGCGUGUGCAAAGUCAUGCUGGAAACACCGGAGUAUCGCAGCCGUUUCACAAGCGAGGACACGGUGUCCUUCUGCCUCAGGGUGAUGGUCGGGGUGAUCAUCUUGUACGACUACGUCCAUCCCGUAGGAGCGUUCGCCAAGUCGUCCAAAAUCGACAUGAAAGGCUGCAUCAAAGUCCUCAAAGAUCAGCCGCCAAACAGCGUAGAAGGCCUUCUCAACGCUCUCAGGUACACAACCAAGCAUUUAAACGAUGAAUCAACCAACAAGACUAUCAAGAGCAUGCUGCAGUAGGACUGAGCUGCUAGGACUGCUGAAGGGAGACGCCGCUCUCUCGAAUGUCGCUGCACAGAAUGUUGUCUUUUUUUUUUUUUUUUUUUCCUUUGUUUGCUUUUUUAAAUGGAAAAGAGCUACUGCUCCGCCCUCUUUUAUACUGCAAAAUGCUACUGCCAUUGUAAACGUCUUUUUUGGUGCCAAAAAGAUGUCGCUGAUAUGUAAUGUUUUCGAUAAAAGCCCAUGCCGCUAUGGCAGCUAAUGAAAGCAUUGUGGAUGCUCCGGUUUUUAUUUUAAACAUGUCUUCUUUUUUUUCCCUGUGUAAGGGGACGGGAGUUCUGACUUGAAAAUUUAAUACAGAGAGAUAUAUAGAGACGUAUAUAUUAUUUUUGGUUGAUUUGUUAUUUAAUUCCAUCUUCUGCAUGAUUACGAAACAAAAUAGUCUUUUCCUUGUAUUUAAAGUAAAACAAAACAAAAGCAAUGGUUCCUCUUAAUUUGUCUGCUCUUUUGUGCUUUCAUAAUUAAAUGUUUUGUUAUUGAAAUGGUACUUGUUGAAUUGAGAUUAAGAGUACUGUUUUUAUAUUUUUUAUAGGUUUUAAUUUGUGCAUAUGUCUUUUUUUUGUUUUUUUUUUAGUUGUGUUGUAUUUUUUAGUUGAAAACUUUAAACUGUGAUACGUUCAAAAUCAAAUUAAAACUGGGAGUGUGUACUGUACAUGCACAGUAUGUUGUGGCUGGAGAAAUUAAAAGGAGAACUCUUGUUUUCUACGA
Messenger RNA from Maylandia zebra (zebra mbuna), 2168 nucleotides. It is a transcript of the gene cyribb, whose product is annotated as family with sequence similarity 49 member Bb. The record is from RefSeq and is a predicted model, not a curated record. Lineage: Eukaryota; Metazoa; Chordata; Actinopteri; Cichliformes; Cichlidae. Gene Ontology annotation, molecular function: small GTPase binding. Gene Ontology annotation, biological process: regulation of actin filament polymerization.